GCGAGCGUGUUGGUCGCCGCGUCCGCGAAAAGUCACCGCUUACAAUCGUCUUCCGAAUGACAAACUCACGAGUCGUGUCGUAUAUUAUUAUAUUAUAAUCGUCUGAGGUACGCAACCGGGUCGGGUGUACCGUGUACCGUCAACAUACAUUUUAAUAUCAUAAUUAUAACAAAUCGUAAAUUGUUAAAAAACUAUAGAAUAUCGUGUUGACCCAGUCGCGACUUCAUUUCAUCGAGCACGAUCAGUAUCGAUAUAUAUAUAUAUAUAUAUAUAAAUAAUAGAUGCUAUAUUAUUUAUAAAAUAGAGCAGUUUAUUAAACGUAUAGUGUAGUCGAUUUUGGUGUAUUUUUUAUUUUUAUCAUCCCAAAUGUCGUACGAUGACAUACUACAGCAAUUUUGGUAAUGGAAAUGUGCAUAAAACCACCGUCAAACACAACGGAGACGUGAUCGCUUGUCACAAGUGUGGUGGAUAUAAGGUGGUAAACCAUGUGGGCAGAAUGAGUCGGGGCCGAAGAAAAUUGUUGGUGUACGGGCUGGUCGUCGGCACGUUGCUAUUGCUGGCGUACAAGCUGCGCUCAUGUCCCGAACCCGAACCUCAAACCAUGUUCAUGAUGCCGAAAGACAAAUUUGUUACCGACGAAAACAUGAAGAUCUACUCUUAUGAUCGAAACAUGCCGCUAAUAUUCAUCGGCGGCGUGCCUAGAUCCGGCACUACGCUCAUGAGAGCCAUGUUGGACGCCCAUCCGGACGUCCGGUGUGGCCAAGAGACUCGGGUAGUUCCUAGAAUUCUACAGAUGCGCAAUCACUGGUACAAGUCGUCUAAAGAGUCGCUUCGGCUGAAAGAAGCCGGCGUUUCUGAAGAAGUCAUAAACUCCGCGGUUGCUUCAUUUAUUCUUGAAGUAAUCGCCCGGCACGGGGUACCGGCACCACGACUGUGUAACAAGGAUCCACUAGCACUAAAAUCCAUGGACUAUUUAAAGGUAUUGUUUCCCAAUGCCAAGUAUAUAUUCAUGGUGCGCGACGGCCGAGCUACCGUCCAUUCCAUCAUAUCGCGUAAAGUGACAAUCACUGGUUUCGACUUGAACAGCUAUAGACAGUGUCUGGAAAAAUGGGAUGACGCUAUUAGCGUCAUGUACAAAAACUGCAACAAAGUCGGGUCUGGGUACUGCCUGAUGGUAUACUACGAACAAUUAGUGUUGAGGCCUCGGGCUACAUUAACCGAGAUACUCAACUUCCUGGAUAUCCCGUGGAACGAGACGGUGCUUCACCACAAUGAAAUGAUCAACAAGCCUGGAGGGAUCGCCCUAUCGAUGGUGGAACGUUCGUCCGACCAAGUGGUCAGGCCGCUGUACCAAGAAGCAUUGACCAAAUGGGUCGGGCAAAUACCCGAUGACGUGGUUAACGAUAUGGCAAACAUCGCGCCCAUGCUAAACACGCUUGGCUAUGACCCGGCCGCAAACCCACCCACGUACGGCAUCCCGGAAGACAAUGCUGGAGGAUCGGAGCGUCAGUAUGACACGAGUGCCAACGGAGAUAACGGAGAUACGAAACAUACUACUACGCGAAGGAGGUAGUCAAAGGAAUACAAUAUGUUAUGCAAAAUUUAUUUUAUUUUUUUUUUUUUUUUAUAUGUAUAAAUUGUGUUUAACACUUAUUAU
Melanaphis sacchari is the source of this 1657-nucleotide messenger RNA. It is a transcript of the gene Tpst, whose product is annotated as protein-tyrosine sulfotransferase. Gene Ontology annotation, cellular component: Golgi apparatus. The transcript has 6 exons. The record is from RefSeq and is a predicted model, not a curated record. Gene Ontology annotation, molecular function: protein-tyrosine sulfotransferase activity. Lineage: Eukaryota; Metazoa; Arthropoda; Insecta; Hemiptera; Aphididae. Gene Ontology annotation, biological process: peptidyl-tyrosine sulfation. Bases 377 to 1573 code for a protein of 398 amino acids.